AUGCUGGCAAUAUGCACGACAGUUAGUAUAAAUUGUGACGACAAAAAAAUAAGAUUGCAGCUUUCGCGCUCUUCUUGUGUUUGCAGAGAGCGCACAGCAAGAAUGUCCCAUACCAGUCAUCUGGUCAAAGGGGGUUCAUCUACCGUGUUUGUAAAUGAAAACAUAAUUGGGGCAUUUCGACCUGUUAAAACAUUUAAUUACCAUCAAGAAGCGAGCAUAACAUCAUUAGACUUUGACGAUUCUGGACAGUACUUGAUAUCUUCAGGAGUUGAUAAAUCUAUACAAUUAUACGAUGUACAUAAAGGAAUACACUAUAAGGAUAUUCAGUCUCAGAAAUAUGGUGCUCAUGUAGCCAGAUUCACUCAUCAGGGCUUGAAUUGCCUCUACGCUUCAACACCAUCAGCCCAAUUGGAUGUCGAUAAUGCAGUCAGAUACUUAUCUCUCGAUAAUAAUCAAUAUAUCAGAUAUUUUAAAGGUCAUAAAGGGCAGGUUACUUCUAUAGAAGUAAACCCGUUGCUCGAUGUCUUUUUGAGCUCGAGCGUGGAUAGAAGUGUUAAAAUGUGGGACCUAAAAUCGUCUAAUCCUAUAGGAAAUCUAGACGUCGGACAGAUUUCAGUCAUUGCAUUUGAUGCCCAAGGCUUGGUUUUUGCAGUAGGUAAAAAUCCUGACCCAAAGGGACUGACUAAAUAUGGAACAAUAUCACUAUACGGAAUGAAUAACUUCGAUAAAGGACCAUUUCUAAGCACAGAAAUUGAAAUCCUUCCUGGUCAGACUUGGAACAAGAUAGAAUUUUCAAAUAAUGGGAAAUUACUUUUAGUAUCCACGGAUUCUCCUGAGCAUUAUAUAGUUGAUGCAUUUCUGGGCAAAUUGCUUACGAUUCUUCGAAUGGACCAUAUUCAAGACCCUUAUAAUGUUCCAUGGAUGUCGUUCAAAUAUCCUUAUAAUGGACCAGCUUGUUUCUCCACAUGUGGAAAAUUUGUUUUCGCUGGUUCUUUGAUGCUGAAUCUAUCCACAUUUGACUUAACAGGUAUUAAAACAACUGAUGGUGGAAAUCAUGUUGUGACACCGACCGAUAAUCCGAAAUAUUCAGAUCCAUUUAAAGUUAUUGAAACUCAGCAGGGUAUCCCAAAAGUUGUUGCCUUUAAUCCAAAACUUUUGACAUUGGCUACUGCUGAUAAUACGGUAUCAUUGUGGCAACCAAAACUUCAUUAG
Molecule: messenger RNA, 1212 nt
Organism: Priceomyces carsonii
Lineage: Eukaryota; Fungi; Ascomycota; Pichiomycetes; Serinales; Debaryomycetaceae
Gene: SWD2
Product: WD-repeat containing protein
Exons: 1
Coding region: 1-1212 (403 amino acids)
Cellular component (GO): Set1C/COMPASS complex
Molecular function (GO): chromatin binding; protein binding
Source: RefSeq, a predicted model, not a curated record